GCCCCGCCCCGAGCGGGGACGGAGCCACCAGCGGCCGCCCAUGGCCGCCCCGCGCACGCGCAGUGCCCGCCCGGAGCCGCAGGGGGAUGGCGGGGCCGCGGCAGGACAUGGUGAUUGUUGCAUCUGAUAAACUGGGUCGUGUGGACGCAAGACUGGAGUCAUUUGAAGAUUAUGUAAAGAUAAAGGUGCCGAUACCAUUUUAGAAGAGUAAUAAUGGGACCAGGCAUUCAAGAACAUCCUUUGUUACUGCACAGAAAGACACAGAAAAAGGAAAUCCAAAUCAAUGAAAACCACAAAGGAAUGGUAAAUAAUGGAAAAAGCCAUCCAGGCAUCAAAGGACUAAAGAAACCAGUUUCUCAUGGGAAACUGACUCUUGGAACAUUAGGGAAAAAUGUAUCAAGUGCCAGUGAAAAGACUUCCCACGAUAGUCAAGACGGCAACCAACCAAGUAGUUUUAAGAAGGGAAGAAACCAACUGGAUGACAAUGCUCAGUCAAAAAGGAUCACAAGUGUUUGCACAUCACUUCCCAGAGUACAAGGAUCAAAGAAGAGUCUCCCAGAAACAAGGCAAAGUGAAUCUUUACUGCACAGGAUCCCUCCUGCCAUAAAAGGCAGCACACAAGGUAGCUUCUGUAAGGUUAAAGAUGUGCCAGUACAACAUUUUUAUUGCAGUAAAAAAGAACAAUUGGAAAAGAAUUGUGAAGAACAUGUUGCUGAAGCUGGUCCAUGCUCCUCUAAAUGGCAAGGAGCAUCUGCAGGUGAAAUGUUUCUUGAUUUUCAAUCGGUACAAAUUAUUAAAGAAGAUGCUGAAGAUGAUAGUGCCAGUGAUCUCUCUGAUUCAGAAAGGAUUCCCAUUCCUCCAUCUCCCUGCACACCACCAGAACUCAUACUCAGAGCUGAAGAAAUUGAUCCAGGUUGUUUGGAGCAUGUGCCUGAUACAGGUUUUAAGGAAUCAGAAUAUUACUACCCAGACUUCCUGCCACCCCCUUUCAACUCAUGGGACUUGAAGCAGCUGGCCAUCUUUGUUAAUGUAGAGGGUAAAUCUGAAUUUCGACCAAAGCCAACGGGAUUUCUUGAGAGAUACAUUGAUCGCCUUUUGCAGCUGGAAUGGCUGCAAAUGCAGACUGUACAGAACGAGAAGGUAAAGGCAGCCAAAGCCAGACCACAGACUGCUCCCAGUGCCAUACGUACCCUAAAAAGCCCUGGCAAAUGCAAAGCAUUGUUCAGCCCAUUGCCUAACAAGCAAUUGGCUCCCCAGGAAAGUGUCACAAAACUCCCUGCAUGCUAUUCAGGUCACAGGGGAGAUCUAUACUGUGAAGAAAGUCGACAGUUCUGUUCACAUCCAGGUCACUUGAAACUAUCUGAGAGAAUAGGAUAUGCAAUGUCUUCUCAGAGACAAUCUGGUGAAGUAAGAAGUGAACUGAAAAAAACAACUGCAAAGCAACAGCUUCUCAAUAUUCAGCCACCUGAGAACAAUUUUAAAAUUCAAAAUGUUGGUAAUAUCAGACCCCCUAGGCAAGCAUCAGUAGUCCAUGGUUCAGCUGCUCCCAUGAAAGGCGUAAAAACAUAUGCAUGUACAAACCCAAAGAAAAAUGGCAAUGCUAACAAUUAUGUUCCUUCUAAAAAGCCAACAGGGGACAGGAAAAUUAAAACAAAUGGCACAAAGCAAACAUCACACAAAUUGAAAUAAAGAAGAAUGAUUUUUAAAUGUUAGAAAAAAUGUAAAUGUUAAAAACAACAUCUUUUUUGAUGUUUCUCGACUGCUAGAAAGCAUUUGGCCAAUGCAGAAGGGUCAUGUUUUCUUCAUCGCAGAUCCUGAAAAAACAUGUUCUUGAUGCAUGGUUCUAAGUCAGUACUGUUCUUUUCAAUACAUUUGAUCUUAAGCCAGCAAGGCCAGCAGGAAAUCUUUUCCCUGAAGGCAAGUGUCUUCCAUUAGUCUUUCCUCAAAAAUAUUUACAAUUGCUCAAUGAAGAUAACACUAGCAGAAUAUGAAAGCUUAGAGAUGUACAAAAUGUCCUAUUUGCACCAGUUGAACUCCAUUGAAAUCUGUAGUGUUUCCUCUGCUUACCUUGGUGUAUUCGAGAGAAUAGGAACUGUGCUCGUUUUCUGUAACAGAUGUGCUAUUUUGAGACAGGUUUGAUGGUGUUCUGUUUUCUGAUGGAAAAAGGGCUCAAUUGUUUUUAUAAAAUAAUGGAGUAACUAUAUCUGUACAAAGUCAAGCUCUAAUUCUUCAUAGAAGAUGAUAAAUCGAGUUUUUUAAUGAGUUGGAUUUUUAUUUUUAUUUUGCUAGGAAGAAGAAUGGAGAUAACGAAAUAUUUUAAUGCAGAAAGGGUUCUUUUAAAGACAAACAAUUAUUACGGAGCAGACAGCUUCAAUAGUGGCAGAUUAAGAAAAAGGAAUGCAUAUUUUUAUACCCAGAAACCUUCACUGUAUUUACAGACAGCAUUCCUUCAAGUUAAUUUUGUAAACCUUGGUGCUUUUUGUCAUUUAGAAGAAAUGACCAAAUUUCAAACGGCACAUGGAUAUCGAUAACUAAUGCAAAAUGAGAAUAUUACUAGAUACUCUGUGGCCUAAUGUCCAGAACUCAUAAACUCUUAAAACAUAGAAAAUAGACUCUUAUGGGAUGAAUUUGAAGGCUAUUUUAAGGUCAGUCAAAGAUAUAUUUUGAUACAAAAGAUACCUAUUUUCAAUUACCUGAGAUGACUAUUCCAUGGUCCAGUCUACUUUACUUAGCUUGGCUUCUUAUUUCAGGGUUUAGUGAUGUGGCAUGGGGAAAUACCCUACUGAAAGAAAUUGUACUUUUUUUUAAUGCAGGGUCCUGUCCUUGGACUCUAUAUUUUGUCUUGUGUCUGUGAGAUACAAGAGAACGUGAAAAAUAAUUCAGUGGAUAUUCAAGCGUCAGUUCAGCUGUUAGCUGGGGACACAAUCCUGUUAAAGAUGAAGUUCUAGAAAAUGUUUUAAACUUUCAUUUUAAAAUGAAAUACUUCCUGAGCACCAUUAGCUUCAUCCUCAGCCACCUGUCACAGCGAACUGUUUAUGAGAAGUGAGCUGAGGUCUGAUGGACCAAAUUUUAAAAGUGGAUCCUUCCCACUGUGAUAUCAAAUGAAAAAGUAGCAAAUGCUAAAGAAUAUAUUUAUGUACAUAGUUAAAUUGCACUUCUCUGGUUGAUCUCAUCUUGGUUUUAAGAUGCUUAGCUGUUCCUAUUCUUUCAUUGUGCCUACCAGAUCUUCAGCUUUGUAAAAUUUCAACGCAUGGAUUUAUAUGUAGUUUAAAAUGAGAGAAUAUUAAUAAAUAUAGUAAUAAAUGAGAUUAUUUUACAGUACAUAAAAAUAAUGCUCAGGAAUAGUGUGAGAAAUAUUUUUAGUGGCUUUUUCCUAGUCUACUGGAGACCAAAUGUGAAAUUUUAAAUUGAUAAAGGAAACAAAUUUAAUGUACUGUAUAUUUCCAUAUUCAGUAUUUAUUAGGAUACAGUUAAAAUAAAUUGUAGUUGCUUGUACGUCGUGCUCUAUGCAAUUAAAGUGGAACUUAAUCUGACAUGCUCAACGAUCAAGUAAAUUGGCUGUGUUGGAGGUGUGGUGAAACUUACAGGAUGGCAUUCAAAUACCAGCAACUGCACAGCACUAGCACAUUUCAGCCUUUUGGUUUGUUCCAGACUCAUCGUGUAUUUCAGCUUUUUUAGAUGAAAAGAUCUUGCAUCCACUGCUGGAAUUUCAGGCUUUGGCCAAAUUCUACACGCCUUCAUUAGUCAAGUUUUCCUGAUUGGCAUUAAGAGUAGUGAAAGUAGGACUGCUCUUGCUAAUAAACGCUAUUGUAGUGCAUGAUUUUAGUACCCUGUUUUGGCACACUACUAUAAGCACCAAAAGCAAGGUGAGCAGGAUCAAGUCAAUAAUCAGAAUGGCAGUUUUUUAAAACAAAUUCUCUUAGAUGCAGUAAUUAAUUCAGCAUGUUAUUAUGACACUGAAUAUUAGUGUAUGCUAAAUUUUUCUCUGAAAUGUGGCUCUAUAUUGGUGCUUUCCUAGAUUACAUGGAGAGCAUGUAGACACGCAUUUUGCAUGAUCACCUCUUAAAGAAUAAAUAAAUAACUAGUGUUUCAGUCAGCUUUGACUAGAGCAAAGGCGAUUGGCACUGAGAAUUUUUUUUCUCACAGACCCAGGAAUUAGAAAGUUUUGUUUUAAUGUAGUGCUUGUGGUCUAAUGCACUUUAAUCUGUUGCUGGAGACUUUUUAAACAGUUUAAUAGGCAGAGAUGGUGAUGGCACUGAAAACAAGUCUGAAUACUUGUUCAUCACUAAGCUCCAGCUGUGAUCAGGACAAGUAAGUUUGUCUCACAUGAUAAUCACACAAUUCUAAUUUUUUGUUCAUUCAUUUGAUACUUUCAAAAUUGAUUUCUUUCAAAAACUGUUCUUGCUGUGAGCAGACCUGCAAGUGUUGGAUUUCAUCUGGCAGCAGUUUUGCUCCUAUUUUAAAUUGUCUAUGUUCUGGGUCUAUAGAUGAAAAGAGCUCCUUUUAUGAAGAGGACUAUGGUUUAUCUUUCCUUCAUUUUCUAUUGAUGGGUAUUUUCUUUAAAAACACUUCUGAAUAUAACAGAAAAGUUUAUUGCAUCAAGUACAUUACAUUCCGAAUUUAAAUAAUUCCACAGCACAGUUUGUGUGGCUGUUUAUAUUUUUGCACUCUAUAUAGCAAUAUGAUCCUAUAUUCACAUGUAUAGCCUAGCACUGAAGAUGCUGAAGAGCAAGUUUACUGUGAUUUGAGAUAUUUGAAUGGAAUGUUUUUUGUUUGUUUGUUUGUUUUUUUGCUAGAUAAUUUUAAUGUUCUGUAGUACUACCUACAAAACUAAUACACUCAGGUUGCAUUUUAAAUAGCCAGAUCCUACUUCAGUUAUACCAAUAUAAAUAAACUUUGAACAACUGUUGUUCUCAAGGAAAAAAUAAUUUCUCAUGAAAAAUAAUUAAACAGGCCACUGUCUGGAGCCCAGCUUUUGAUGUUGGCAAUCAUUUGUUCUUAUUUAUUUGAAGAUUCUGUGGAUAUUUUUGCUGGUAAUUUCAUUGGAAAGUGAUCUUGUAAUUCAAAGUGUAUUUAUUAUAUUAAAAGUGAGAUGCUGCUUA
Messenger RNA from Cygnus olor (mute swan), 5102 nucleotides. It is a transcript of the gene FAM217B, whose product is annotated as family with sequence similarity 217 member B. The record is from RefSeq and is a predicted model, not a curated record. The coding region runs from base 214 to 1689 and encodes 491 amino acids. NCBI's taxonomy places the organism in Eukaryota, Metazoa, Chordata, Aves, Anseriformes, Anatidae. The transcript is spliced from 5 exons.